Molecule: messenger RNA, 1131 nt
Organism: Pseudomassariella vexata
Lineage: Eukaryota; Fungi; Ascomycota; Sordariomycetes; Amphisphaeriales; Pseudomassariaceae
Exons: 1
Coding region: 186-986 (266 amino acids)
Source: RefSeq, a predicted model, not a curated record
ACAAGCCGUUGCGUAACUUGCAGUAUCAUGCCAAGAAGCAGCUGCUUAGACAACAAACAUUGAUCGAGACACACCCUCUCUAUAUUUGUCCCAUCCCACCCACUCGAUACUUAUAAGACUCGGCCAUCGGCACCCUUCUCACGAUCGUAGCGACUUUCCAAUUUCCCAAUAAUUCUUCGAACACAAUGGAGCACACUUUGUCAACACUAUUUUCCUCUCUGGCCAGUAGGCCUCAAACCUUUGAUCGGUUUCGGCAACUCCCCCCUGAGCUGCGCAUCAAAAUAUGGCAACAUGCUAUGCCACCAGCACGAACAAUCGUCGUGAAGCCACCUCGCCAACAAGAAACUCCUACCUCCAUAGACGAAGCUCUGGUGCAGUCACAAGAUGACACUGAACAAACGUGGCGCUCGAAUGCGCAGAUACCUGCCCUCUUACACGUCAACGCUGAGGCGCGCCACGAGGCCCUCAAGCACUACAAGCUAUCCCUCGCCGUCGGCAAGGCACAACCGCAAAUUUACGUCGAUUUCAUACGAGAUACAUUGUUCUUCGGAACCUCGGAGCUAAAUCCGCAAUGCUCAGAUCUAUGGGCCUCUACUCAUGAUCUGGACAAGGUCCAACGCCUGGCCGUCAUACCUGAGGGUGCAUACCGGGUGUUGCGCUGGAAGAAGGUGGACCUAAAUGCCUUACAAAAGAUGAUCUUCGUCUCUGAAACGGAGGGGAUGCAUCUCGGCUCCAACCCAGAGCUGGUGGAGGACACACCACAAGAAGAGGUCAAAGAGAUCGUUGAACACAUCGAAGCGGAAGCGCAGAAGAAGACACUAGACAAAGAUGUAGACAUGCCUAUCAAGAAGCGCAUGAAAGCUGCACGGGAGGAGUUGGACACCCUGAUGAUGGUGCUUCCGUCACAUUGGGAGAAGGAACCGGUCGUUGUGACGGCUGUGUUUAGGAAACAAUAUAGCUCGGGAUUGGCGAGGUGGGUCUGUUGAUCAUCCCGCAUCUUCCAUAGAACCACGAACCAACAACCAACAACCAAAAACCAACAGCUGUUAUUGAUUUGAUACUUUGGAUUGGCAGCAUAGCAAGCGGCAUACUUAGAUUAGUUUCAGAACCAGACAAUAUCAUAUUCUCAAG